AUGCUCAAGGCCGCCAAGCUUGCUCGCGCGAGCGCUCGUGCGACGAGCCGGCGCUCUUUCGCGACGGUCGCGGACCCGCCCGUUCGUCGGUACGGCGGGCUCAGGGACCAGGACCGCAUCUUCACAAACGCACACUCGCGCCACGACCACGGUAUUAAGGGUGCAAUGGCCCGCGGCGACUGGCACCGGACGAAGGACAUCAUCCUCAAGGGCGACGCGUGGAUUAUCCAGACGAUCAAAGACUCUGGUCUGCGCGGGCGUGGCGGGGCUGGUUUCCCGUCUGGGUUGAAGUGGAGUUUUAUGAACAAGCCCGGCUGGGAGAAGGACCCCAGGCCACGCUACCUGGUCGUCAACGCCGACGAGGGCGAACCCGGCACGUGCAAAGACCGCGAGAUCCUGCGCGGCGACCCGCACAAGCUCGUCGAGGGCUGCCUCGUCGCCGGCCGCGGCAUGAACGCCACCGCCGCCUAUAUCUACAUCCGCGGCGAGUUCACGCAGGAGGCGCGCCACCUGCAGCAGGCCAUCGACGAGGCGUACAAGGCCGGCUUCAUCGGCAAGGACGCCUGCGGCUCGGGCUACUCCUUCGACGUGUACCUCCACCGCGGAGCCGGCGCGUAUAUCUGUGGGGAGGAGACGGCGCUUAUUGAGAGUAUUGAGGGGAAGCAGGGCAAGCCGCGGUUGAAGCCGCCGUUCCCGGCUGAUGUCGGCUUGUUCGGUUGUCCGACGACCGUCGCAAACGUCGAGACUGUCGCUGUUGCUCCUACUAUUGCACGGCGCGGCGGUGCGUGGUUCGCAGGCUUUGGACGCGAGCGCAACCAGGGCACCAAGCUCUUCUGUAUUUCGGGUCACGUCAACAACCCCUGUGUCGUCGAAGAGGAGAUGUCGAUCCCGUUGAAAGACCUCAUCGAGAAGCACUGCGGUGGUGUACGCGGCGGAUGGGACAACUUGUUGGGUAUCGUGCCGGGUGGCUCGUCUGUGCCGAUUAUCCCGAAGGAUACCUGCGCGCAGGUCCUGAUGGACUACGACUCGCUCAAGGAUGCGCAGACCGGUCUUGGGACAGGCGCUGUCAUCGUCAUGGACAAGUCUACCGACCUCGUCGCCGCCAUCGCUCGUUUCGCUCACUUUUACAAGCACGAGUCGUGCGGCCAGUGCACGCCUUGUCGCGAGGGUACGACAUGGAUGAUGAACAUGAUGGACAGGUUCAAGGAGGGCCGCGGCCACGCGCGCGAAAUCGACAUGCUCCUCGAACUCUCCAAGCAGAUCGAAGGCCGCACGAUCUGCGCCCUCGGCGACGCGGCAGCCUGGCCCAUCCAGGGCCUCAUGCGCCACUUCCGCCCGCUCGUCGAGGACCGCAUCUCGCAGUUCCGCGCCACGAACGGGGCUGUGAUGUUUGGCGGGCGCCUCGCGGCGGACGUGGACCCGAGCUUGGCGCUGCCGGAUAAUCUGGGCGCGAAUUUGAAGGAGGUCGCGCCGCCGCCGACGUUGUAG
Molecule: messenger RNA, 1488 nt
Organism: Peniophora sp. CBMAI 1063
Lineage: Eukaryota; Fungi; Basidiomycota; Agaricomycetes; Russulales; Peniophoraceae
Source: the annotation of a GenBank genome assembly